GCGGCUGUGAAAACAUCACGUGACGGGCUUCCGUAAACAGUUAACAGCAGUUUACUUUCACUUUCCAGCAGCAGCUGACGCAGUUUAAUUUCUGUCUCCAGACUAGAAGGUAAGCGUGUGGUUUUCAUGUCAGGUUUCUUUCUGUUGCUCUCCAGUGACUCGUGUUAUGUGACUGUUUGUCCAUCGGUGUCCAAAGUGUGUGAAUGUGCGACAUGAGACGUCGAGUGCGUCCGUCGACACGAUCAACCGCUCGGCUCUUGUGCUUUUUCGCGGAAGACGUUUGAAAAGGCGAGUGAAAUGUGCGGCUUUGCCAGUGAUGGUAACAGCUGCUAGCAGUAACAGCAAUCAGUGGGAAAGUACACCAGUAAACAUGUAAACAUCAGCACUUUGUUUGUUUUUGAGAAAACACUUGGCGUUACCGUGAGGAUCAGAGUAGAGGCGCACUGCAGUUUUAUAACACAACACGGAAAUGUGAAGAUUUGGACCCGAAUCAACCAGUAACCCUACUAAUUAUCUAUUUAAAUUGAUUUUCAGCAGGAAAUAAAGUUUUUUAGGGGUUUAGUUACUCUUCAAAGAGCCUGAAAGUCAAAAAGAUCUUCAAGCAGCCAUUAAACUGCAGCUGUCAACAUUUCUCCUGUCAGUCAGCUCUGCUCUCUCCAAUCAGAACGCUUCAUGUCUGUCACGUGACUGCUGAUCGACGCUGUGUGACAGCAUGUGGUUGUGUUUGUGUGAAGGUGUGGACUCUGCUAUGCAUCAGUGUGAGGAGACAGAGGAGGGAGUCCCUCCCUCUAAAACCACUCUGUGUGGGGAACAUGACAGCCAGACCAAAGCUCAGAGCCCCGAGCAGCAGCAGAGACCAGACUGUCCAGAACCUGAACCCAGCUGCGUGUCCAUCAGGAGCCACCAGUUCAUGGAUUUACCAUCACAUUUUAAAGGACAACGACUUCCUUCAGAGACUCGUGUUCACCAGCAGACAGCAGACUCUCCUGUACCCAGCUGUGUGUCCAUGAAGAGUGACCGGUCCAUGGUUCCACCUAUUGACUUUAGACGUGGACACUCUGCUGAAGGAAGUGUUCACCAGCAGACAGCAGACUCUCCUGUACCCAGCUGUGUGUCCAUGAAGAGUGACCGGUCCAUGGUUCCACCUAUUGACUUUAGACGUGGACACUCUGCUGAAGGAAGAAUUGAGCAGCAAAAGGCAGAUGUUGGUGAUGGUCAGUCUGUCCAGCAGAAUCCAACAGAUCUGGACUCCAUAUUCAUGCAUCUUGAGGAGAACAUUGUCACCUUUGUGAAGAACGAGCUGAAGAAGUUACAGAGGGUCCUGAGUCCUGAUGACCCAGAAAGCUUAGAGAGGCAGAGUGAGGAUGAGGAGGUGAUGGAUGGUGAGGAUGAAGAGCAGAGGAGCAGCAGCAGAGACGCAUUUCUGAAGAUCACACUGCACUUCCUGAGGAGAAUGAAGCAGGAGGAGCUGGCUGACCGUCUGCACAGCAGAACUGUUGCUGCAGUUUGUCAACGUCAGGUCCAAUCUGCGCUGAAGAAGAAGUAUGAGUGUGUGUUUGAGGGGAUUGCUAAAGCAGGAAACCCGACCCUCCUGAAUCAGAUCUACACAGAGCUCUACAUCACAGAGGGAGGGACUGCAGAGGUCAAUGAAGACCAUGAGGUCAGACAGAUUGAAACAGCAUCCAGAAAACCACACAGACCAGAAACAACAAUCAGACAAGAAGACAUCUUUAAAGCCUCACCUGGAAGAGAUGGACCAAUCAGAACAGUGAUGACAAAGGGAGUGGCUGGCAUUGGGAAAACAGUCUUAACACAGAAGUUCACUCUGGACUGGGCUGAAGACAAAGCCAACCAGGACGUCCACUUCACAUUUCCAUUCACUUUCAGAGAGCUGAAUGUGGUGAAGGAGAAAAAGUUCAGCUUGGUGGAACUCAUUCAUCUCUUCUUUACUGAAACCAAAGAAGCAGGAAUCUGCAGGUUUGAAGAGUUCCAGGUUGUGUUCAUCUUUGACGGUCUGGAUGAGUGUCGACUUCCUCUGGACUUCCACAACAAUGAGAUCCUGACUGAUGUCACAGAGUCCACCUCAGUGGAUGUGCUGCUGACAAACCUCAUCAGGGGGAAUCUGCUUCCCUCUGCUCGCCUCUGGAUAACCACACGACCUGCAGCAGCCAAUCAGAUCCCUCCUGAGUGUGUCGACAUGGUGACAGAGGUCAGAGGGUUCACUGACCCACAGAAGGAGGAGUACUUCAGGAAGAGAUCCAGAGAUGAGGAGCAGGCCAGCAGAAUCAUCUCCCACAUCAAGACAUCACGAAGCCUCCACAUCAUGUGCCACAUCCCAGUCUUCUGCUGGAUCACUGCUACAGUUCUGGAGGAUAUGUUGAAGACCAGAGAGGGAGGAGAGCUGCCCAAGACCCUGACUGAGAUGUCCAUCCACUUCCUGGUGAUUCAGUCCAAAGUGAAGAACAUCAAGUAUGAUGGAGGAGAUGGGACAGAUCCACAGUGGAAUGAAAAGAGCAGGAAGAUGAUUAAGUCUCUGGGAAAACUGGCUUUUGAGCAGCUGCUGGAAGGCAACCUGAUCUUCUAUGAAUCAGACCUGACAGACUGUGGCAUCGACAUCAGAGCAGCCUCGGUGUACUCAGGAGUGCUCACACAGAUCUUUGUAGAAGAGAGAGGACUGUACCAGAACAAGGUGUUCUGCUUUGUCCAUCUGAGUGUUCAGGAGUUUCUGGCAGCUCUUCAUGUCCAUCAGACAUUCAUCAACUCCGGUGUCAAUCUGAUGUCAGGAAAACCAUCAACUUCCCGGUUGUCUAAUCUGGUUAGAAACAAACCAGAACCAACACGUCUGUACCAAAGUGCUGUGGACAAGGCCUUACGGAGUCCAAAUGGACACCUGGACUUGUUCCUUCGUUUUCUACUGGGUCUUUCACUGCAGACCAAUCAGACUCUACUGCGUGGUCUGAUGGAACGCACAGGAAGUACCUCACAGACCCAUCAGGAAACAGUCGAGUACAUCAAGGAGAAGCUCAGUGAGAACCUGCCUCCAGAGAGGAGCAUCAAUCUGUUCCACUGUCUGAAUGAACUGAAUGAUGGCUCUCUGGUGGAGAAGAUCCAACAGUCCCUGAGGUCAGGAAGUCUCUCCACAGACAAACUGUCUCCAGCUCAGUGGUCAGCUCUGGCCUUCAUCUUACUGUCAUCAGAAGAAGAUCUGGAUGUGUUUGACCUGAACAAAUACUCUGCUUCAGAGAAGGUUCUUCUGAGGCUGCUGCCUGUAGUCAAAGCCUCCAACAAAGCUCUAUUGAGUGGUUGUAACCUCUCAGAGAGGAGCUGUGAAGCUCUGUCCUCAGUCCUCAGCGCCCAGUCCUCUAGUCUGAGAGAGCUGGACCUGAGUAACAACCACCUGCAGGAUUCAGGAGUGAAGCUGCUGUCUGCCGGUUUGGAGAGUCCACACUGUACACUGGAGACUCUCAGGCUGAGUGGUUGUAACCUCUCAGAGAGGAGCUGUGAAGCUCUGUCCUCAGUCCUCAGCUCCCAGUCCUCUAGUCUGAGAGAGCUGGACCUGAGUAACAAUGACCUGAUGGACACAGGAGUGAAGCUGCUGUCUGCUGGACUGAAGAGUCCACACUGUACACUGGAGACUCUCAGGCUGUCAGGCUGUAUGAUCACACAGGAAGGCUGUACUUCUUUGGCCUCAGCUCUGAGAUCCAACCCCUUGUAUCUGAGAGAACUGGACCUGAGCUACAAUCAUCCAGGAGACUCAGGAGUGAAGCUGCUGUCUGCUGGACUGCAGGAUCCACGCUGGAGACUGGACACUCUCAGGGUGGAACCUGGUGGAGAUCAGUGGCUGAAACCUGGACUGAGGAAGUAUGCCUGUGAACUCACAGUGGACACAAACACAGUAAACACAAACCUCAAACUGUCUGACAACAACAGGAAGGUGACAUUUGAGACAGAGGAGCAGCCUCAUCCUGAUCACCCAGAGAGGUUUGACUACUGUCAGCUGCUGUGUAGAACUGGUCUGACUGGUCGUCAUUACUGGGAGGUCGAGUGGAGUGGAGGAGUUUAUUUAUCAGUGGCUUACAGAGGAAUCAGAAGGAAAGGAUACAGUGAUGACUGUCUGUUUGGAGGGAAUCAUCAGUCCUGGAGUCUGAGGUGCUCUGAUGAUGGUUUCUCUGUGUGGCACAAUAAGAGAAGAACAGACCUCCGUUCCUCCCCCUCCUCCCCCUCCCCCUCCUCCUCCUCCCCCUCCUCCUCCCCCUCCUCUGUCUCUCACAGAGUUGCAGUGUAUGUGGACUGUCCUGCAGGCACUCUGUCCUUCUACAGAGUCUCCUGUGACACUCUGAUCCACCUCCACACCUUCAACGCCACAUUCACUGAACCUCUUUUUCCUGGCUUUGGGCGCUGGUUUGGCUCCUCCUCAGUGUCUCUGUGCUCAGUGUAGGAGGGAUAAAACAUUAAAUGUUAAAUUUAGAAAUGUUUUAUUGUUUUGUUUGGUGUUUUUGUUGAUGAUUUCAAAUCAUUUAAAUAUUUUACUUUUUUUCUGGGGGAAAGUUUCACCCACAGAGUGUAGAGCAACUCAGAUUCAGUUUGACCUAAUGACGCAGUUUUAGCUGAUCUUCAUAAACAUGUGGUUUCAAUCAUUUCACUUCAUUUUUAAAGCAUUUUUGUUUUUAUUCUUAAGCUCCUCACAAACAGGAGUGACGGGAAGUUUAACCCGUCAAAACAAUCAGAAAACUCAGUUGAAAAAGAAAAAAAAGAAAACCAAACAGAAAAGUAUUGAACUGUGCCUGUAAAUUCCUGAUUAUUUUCUGUUACACAGCGUCUCUGUGCUAUUUCUAGUCAGGCGUGCUACAUGACAGCUCGGGGUCCUGAUGCCGACGAGCAGCCCAGGGUCCUAGUGCCGUUAGAUCAGGGUUGUGUGUGCGGCAGAGUGUAUGUUACGUCCGUAUUGCCCUCAUGAGUUAAUGAAGGGAUGCGCUUGUGAAGAAGUAAGUGGUGGAUAACACGUAGCGGUUGUUUGUGUCAAUGAAUGUUGCGUUUAUCCCGCGUUUGUUCUGUUGAGAAGUACUUUCUUUCACUGUGUAACUCCAGCCGAGCUAACACAGGUCGGCUAGCGAUGCUAAUUACGUGGAAUUGCACGAGUGUGUGUGUGUGUGCGUGACGUGCGCGAGCUCAGCUAAGUUAUUAUCUGUUAACGUUUCAUUGUAUUUCAGUUGUAUUGCUGUGUGUCGCUGCAGUAUGGAGUUAGGAUGAGAAACCUUAAUCUUAAUAUGUAAAGGUUUGUAAUAUUGUGGAUAUUUCUGAAUUGUUUAUAGUUUAUACCUUUCCUUUCCUCCACCUUUCUGGCAUUCUGUAACCCUGCAUUCAACUUCAUAUAAAGACCCAUAAAGAAA
Molecule: messenger RNA, 5390 nt
Organism: Scatophagus argus
Lineage: Eukaryota; Metazoa; Chordata; Actinopteri; Scatophagidae
Product: NLR family CARD domain-containing protein 3-like
Exons: 12
Coding region: 713-4438 (1241 amino acids)
Molecular function (GO): protein binding
Source: RefSeq, a predicted model, not a curated record